This is a messenger RNA of Parus major (Great Tit), 3254 nucleotides long. RefSeq names its product BCL2 antagonist/killer 1 (gene BAK1). The record is from RefSeq and is a predicted model, not a curated record. Gene Ontology annotation, biological process: regulation of apoptotic process; extrinsic apoptotic signaling pathway in absence of ligand; intrinsic apoptotic signaling pathway in response to DNA damage. The transcript is spliced from 6 exons. NCBI's taxonomy places the organism in Eukaryota, Metazoa, Chordata, Aves, Passeriformes, Paridae. Gene Ontology annotation, cellular component: mitochondrial outer membrane. Gene Ontology annotation, molecular function: protein homodimerization activity; protein heterodimerization activity. Bases 434 to 1078 code for a protein of 214 amino acids.
AAUCUCCAGUGUGAUGCCAUGAGCUUGAACCACGCCGUGCACUUCUCCCAUAGCCAUGGGUGGUUAUUUAUCCCUACCCAGCACUUCCUUUAUUUUUGUCAGGGAUGCAAUUUAAAUUUUGUGGUGUCAGGUGUCUCAUCUGUGAGUUCAGGCUUGGUCCAAAGCUGGGAAGGUCCCAACUCAGCCAUGUGGAACUGUGGGAUGGGAAUAUGCUCUGGAAUGUCAGCAGCAAGGAGCUGCCCUGAUCCCGUUAAUCAUUAAUCCUGAGGGGGACGUCAUUAAUUUGUUAAUCCUGAGGGAAACUUCAUUUCCCUCCCAAACCCCUGAGGGCAAAGAAGCUCUAAUGAGUCCAGAAGUGCGGGUGUAGGAUUCCUGUGAACUUCAGGGGAAAGAUGAGCUUUGAGUGAAGCUGCCAUUCCCAAACCUCUCUGCAAUGGCUUCAGGGAAUGAGGGGGACCCUCCGCAGGCGCAGGGACGCCGAGGGAGCCACAGGCGCAGGCUCAGCUCAGAAGGCCGCGUGGCAGAGGAGGCCGAGGAGGUGUUCCAGAGCUACGUCUUCUACCGCUACAGGCAGGAGCGCGAGGAGCGAGGGGCAGAGCUGCCGCCGGACCCGGAGAUUGAGCAAAUCCAGCAGGACCUGGAGAGCAGCACCGGGAGCCAGGUGGGGCAGCGCUUGGCCCUCAUUGGGGACGACAUCUACAAGAACUACGACGACGAGUUCCGCAACAUGCUGGAGACCCUGCAGCCCACCCGUGACAAUGCCUACGAGCACUUCACCAAAAUUGCCUCCAGCCUGUUUGAGAGCGGCAUCAACUGGGGCCGGGUGAUCGCCCUGCUGGCGUUCGGGUACCGCAUGGCCAUGUACGUGUGGCAGCGCGGCGUCAGCGGCUUCCUGCGCCGCAUCGCCCACUUCGUCGCUGACUUCAUGCUGCAGAACCGCAUCGCCCGCUGGAUCGCCCAGCAGGGAGGAUGGGGGACUGCGCUGCACCUGGACAAUAUUUACAUGAAGUACAUGCUGGUGGUGACAGCCCUGGUGCUGCUGGGGCACCUGGUGGUGCGGCGCUUCUUCACCUGCUGACGGGGCACGGGGGGGCCUCGAGCUCCCCCACUCUGCCCCACAUCCCCCAGAACAGGGGUGACCCCAGGAACCUCCAGGAGAGAGCGUGGCUUGGGGCUGGGACCCUCCUGCUGCAGCUCUGGGGUCUCUGCACCCCCAGGAGAGGACUGGGGAGAUGGAGGGCUCUGCUUUGUUGUGUUUGGUGCCUCAAAAAGCUGAUGAGGAGGGGGAAUCUCUGGGAUGGGGACAUUUCUGGGGUGGGGACAUCUCUGGGAGCCCUGGCUCCUCUGGAGGAGCAGAGGGCUGUGACAGUGCCCCCAUGGCAGUGUGUGAUAAUGGCUGUGAGUGCCAGUGUUGGGUCCCCUCCCAGAGCCCCCUCCCCACCUCCCAGCUCCAUCCCCUGGGAUGUUUGAGGGGUGAUCCCAGCCCUGGCUGCUCCAAUGUUGGAAAUCCCAGCAGGGACAAACUGAGCGGGGCAGCUCCACCUCCCCCUGCUCCUGAGCCCAGCACUUGAGCCUUUUCCAGCCUUUCCAUGGACAUCCCAACCCUUUUCCAUGAAAACCCCUCUGGCCUGGCCCUUGGCCAGUGUUCCCUGCCCCGACCUGGAGCUCCCAGGGGCUCUGAGCUGCCACGGCUGGGAAGCACCAACAGCUUCCCCACCAUGAAAACCCUGCGGGUGCCAGGGGCCCUGUCCUCCCCCUGCCCUCCAGUUGGGCUCCCUGGCUCUUACUGGGAGGUGCUGGAGCUGCAGCCCAUCCCUGGAGCAGCUCCAUGCAGGGACCAGGCUCCUCUGGGCAGGGACUUGUCCUGGUUCCGUUCCUGACCAAUGCUUGAGUGAUUUUGGGGCAAAGAGGGGAGCAAGCUCCUCUCUACCAUCCCAAAGCUUCUUCAUUUUUGCAAACCAGGGAAUUCAAGCUGGUUAUUCCCUGUCCUGCCCAAGCUGGAGAUGAAGGAUCCCUCCCUUUUCUCCCCCUGCAGCUGCCCAGGCUUAGCAGGACCAGCCUGAAUUUUCUUACCACUCACAUUUCUCCUGUCCCUGCCUCUUUUUUAACAGAAUAACAAACUUUCCAGCCCAUUUCCAUAUCUGAGCCUGUCAUUUUGCUCCUGGCUGUUCCUGCAGGAUCCCUUUCCCCUGAUGGGAAUGCUCUGGGCUGUGCUUAAGAGAAAAACAUUUAAAUAUUUGCCGUAUUAUUCCCACUCCUGCUUGCAUGCGUUUGCCCCACGCAGGGCAGCACAACUUGGCUGUGCUCAGGUUUUGUGGCCACAGCUCGGGUUUUAUGGCCCUGCUGGCUCAUCUGAGCCCCCCUGGCUGCUUUGUCCCCUUGCAGGUCCAUUCCUCCAAACAAAAUUCCCGUUCCCUUCGUGCCACCCCUUCUCCCAGUUUGGGAUUACCUCGAGUUUCGAGCCCUCCCUCUGCUGUGAACCAGUUUAACCAGUACAAUCCGUGCUUCCCCCCCUCCUCCCAGCUCCUUUUUGGGUGCAAACACCACCAGAUGGAGCCUUUUGGCCACGAUGGGUACGAUCCAGCACUCGUUAUUUCCCUUUUUUCUCCUCACCAGCCCCUUGAUUGACAAAUCAUUGUUCUCUGCUUGGGCUGUGUGUCCAGCAGGACUUUUUGGAGUCCUUGGGAAAAUACAAAUCAGUGCAUCAGCUUUAAUUCCCUACUUCAGACACACUCCUGGCACUCCAAUGGAUCAGGGAGAGCUUUUGCUGCUCAUUUAUUCUCAUUUCCCAGUUAAAGCUUCCCUGUGCAGCUGGGAGGCCAUAAAGGAGAUUUUUCAGAUUUAUGGGAAGGGAUUGAGCCUUAGUCAAGUCCAGGACAGAGGGGAGAACUUUUCAAUAGGUGCUGUCCAAAGGAAAAAUUCCAUGUUAUCCGUUUUUCUCAGGGGAUUUGCAGAGGGAGGAGUCUCUCAGGAUGUCAGUGCCUCUCCUCUCUCCACUCUCAGCUCUCCCAGCCUGCCUGGCACCGGUUCCUGGGCGGAAAAAAGCUCCGAGUGGGGCUGUGGGAGUGGUGAGGUGGGACUGUGCCCCAGCCCUGCGUGGACACAGCCCCACCAGGGAAGGAAAAGGGACCUGGGGGGAUUUCCUGGUGCCAGGGGCUGCCCAGGAGGGGAGUUCAGGGCAUGGAGAGCCAGGGAAUUCCUGGGAUGGCAGGAGGAAUUCAUCCAGGAGGAUUCUCCAGGAGGAUUUCUCCAGA